Bursaphelenchus okinawaensis is the source of this 1359-nucleotide messenger RNA. NCBI's taxonomy places the organism in Eukaryota, Metazoa, Nematoda, Chromadorea, Rhabditida, Aphelenchoididae. The record is from the annotation of a GenBank genome assembly.
AUGACUUUAAGUACGCAUUUGGUAAGCACAAUAACUCCAGAUGGCUACUUUUCGGUAGCUGAUGGUAAAAUAUACAGUGCGUGUCUUUUUUACACAUACCACUUUGUUGUCCAAGUGUGUACCUUCUUAUUCGAUUUAAAAUACGCCAUAGUAGCAGUCGAAAGGACUAGAGCCUUCAACUAUCGACUACAAUAUCAACUCUUUUGUAGUUCGCGGUUUGCUUGGCAUUACGUCCUCAAAGUGGUAUGUAAAAAGGGUUUACUUAAGAACUAAUAGGCUGUUCAAUUGGUUCUGUGCUUUCUAUAAAAUUGAAUUUUUGGAUUAGGGAGCACAGAAUUAUUUGAAAAGUAUAAUAGCAGCAUCAAAGGCAACUUUAAAAUUUUUUUUUAUUUAAAAUUUUUUAAUUUUUUUAAAAAUUUUUUUUUGAAUUUUGAUAAUAAAUUAAGUUAAUGCUUUCAGACUUUGUUUAGUAUCUUGGUGGUUACAAUAAAAUGUGUGAUUAUAUACAACCUUACCUCAGGUGAUGACAUUGACAGAAGACUUCAGCAAACUUUUAUAUUUGAGGAAUAUUACUAUGGUUUCAUAACUGCCUAUGUCUUUGCUGGCACUUCUGUACCAUAUGCCAUUUUCGUAAGUUUGUAAGGCUGUAAAUACAGUGUGUGGAAAUUUUUACUACAAUAUUUUAGAAAUCAUAUAGCUUUUUUUACUUUUUAAAAUUUUGUAUUUACUAUAGUAGAAUACCAUAAAGUUAAAUUCAAAUUUAAUACCACAAGGUUACAAUUUUGUAUACUGUUGAGAUAGUACAACAUGCAGUAACACAAAGCUAUUUCCAGAAGUUUUACAUACUGAACAAGACGAUACAGAGGUCGGUGAAUGAAGAACGUAACCUGAGUGCCCAGUAUGUUGUACGACAAGUGCAACGAUCUUUGACGUACGUCAAGAGGUUGAUAAUAGUGUUCACGAGUGUAAUUGUAUUCUGUGGCAUCUGUAUGGUAAUGGGCAUGUACUUUUACUACGGUUGCAAUGAAAAGAGCUUUGAACUUCGAAUAGUCAAUUGUGUGAGUUAUAUUUGUUUUUAAGGAGAUAUCAUGAUAGAUCAAAAAUAAAAAAAAUUUAAAUUUAAAAGAAGAGCCUAAAGACAAUAUUAAAUAUGUUACAUUCCAGAUAAUUUACAUAGUAGCUGGACUAUACAACAUAUCAUGCAACUACUACCUAGUACUAGUAUUUCCUCAGUUACAACGUGCUGUUGGACGAGAUUUCAAGAUGUUACGAAAGUACCACGAUAACAGUUUGGCUAUUGUACCAUUAGCUAAAGAAACCAACAUUUACUUUGAACAACUACAAGCAUCAUGGGGUUAA